Molecule: messenger RNA, 1779 nt
Organism: Linum tenue
Lineage: Eukaryota; Viridiplantae; Streptophyta; Magnoliopsida; Malpighiales; Linaceae
Source: the annotation of a GenBank genome assembly
UGGGGAUACUUUGAGUGUAGGUAAAAAUGAAGUCAAACAAGGUUUUUGAUGCUUCUAAAAGGAACAAUGUGAGAUUCAUUCAACCAAGUGCUUUGAGGAAAAAUGUAAGAAAGAGGCAGUCAUUUGAAAAUUUAAUUUCAACGGAUGAUGCUAUCAAUCAUAGAACCAUGGAUAGCAGAGUUUCGUCUAGAAGAGCACAUGGUGCAAGGACAUCUUCAGACACUGAGCCUAUUGCUGGGAACAAUGAAGAUGAAUUUUUCAUGUAUGGUGAAGGAGCAGAUGGACCAGAAAGUGGUGAACCACUUAUACAACAAGAUUUUACUGAACCUGAAGUGGUCAAAAAGAAAAAAGUGCGAAGCAAAAACAAGUGUAAACGUGUAGGUAAACUCAAAGCCGGAGAGAAGUUGCCAAUAGUGUUCUUCCUCAACGGUCCUGUUGGGGUGAAUCGCAAUGAAUUCACGAGGUAUUUGGGUAAAUUGGUAACUGAUAAUACCAUUUGCCCAGUUCGUGUUCAUAGUUGGGGAGAAAUGGGAAAUGAUGUUGAAGAUCAUUUGUGGGCAGCUGUGAAGGAGAAGUUUACAAACCCUGAAAUGGAGGCUUAUAGGGGUCAUAUCUUCAAGAAGAUGGUCAAGGCAUGGACCAACUAUAGGUCCGACCUCAAUCUGAAGUAUGUAAAACCUUGCCAAUCCGUGGAAGAUGCUAUUGAAAAUGUGCCUUGUGGUAUACAAAAAGAUGACUGGGAAUGGUUGGUGACAGAACAUUACUUGAUUGAGGAGUUUAAGAAAAUAAGUGUUAGAAAUGCAAAUAAUAGAGCUCAAGGAUCAAUGCCUUGUCAUCUUGGAAGCAUGUCUAUUGGAGAGCUCACAUUUCAAAUGACAGACAAAGAAGGAAACAUGCCAAGUUUCAUAAAAGUUUUCUCGUGCUCUCGUAAAAAAGGAGGAGCAAUUGAUCCCAAGUCAGCUCGAAAAGAGGCAGAACUUAUUGAAACCAUGCAGCAGAAUCCUGGAAUUAAUGGUUUAGAUCUGGUGGAGAAAUGCUUUGGGCCACAAAAGCAUGGUGGUAUACUUGGAUAUGGAAGUGGGAUAACACCAAAGGAUUUAAGGACACCAAGAAAUGAAAAGAAUCCAGAGGUUGAGGCUCAACUUCAACGCAGUGAGGAAGAAAAGGCUGCUCUAGAAGAGAAAAAUGCAUCCCUUGAAGCUGAAAAGGCAGUUAUUGCAGCUAAGAAGGAAGCACUAUUUCAUCGUUUAAAUAACAUGGAGUCUAAUUAUAUGGUUGAGUUAAGGAGCUUGAGAGAAAUGGUCAUGCUCCAACAAACCACUUGGAGUUCGUUGCACCGACCACAUGACAAUCAUAAUCAAUAUAUAUAAUCAGGUGUUCAUAUGUUAAUGAAUUUCAAUGGACAAGGAAGCAUCCAGAUUAUCUAUAUGCUGGAUGGUUUUUGUGCUUUUAUGCUUCAAGAACGUGUGAAGCUCAUAUCUCUUGUCCAUCAUUUUGAGAUGAAGUUCAAAAGUAGAAAUUGUUAGAUUAUUAUCUAAUUCUAUAUUGAACUAUAUCAGUGUAAAGAUUUUUAACUUCAGUUCGUACUAGUGAAAAGUAUUUCAUUCUGUUAUGUGUCUAUAUAUGCAUACCAAUGGGAUAUUCAUUUAUAUUAGAGCAACGAUAUGAUCAUUCUACAUUGUUUAUUAAUUAUGAGGGGGAUUCAGUUAUUUUAUUACUUAUAACGACAAGAUAUCCAUCAAAAUUCUUCAUUAAUAAUGAGGGGAUUCAGUUACUUGU